GGAGCGACCCGAGGAGCGGGCUGCAGCAGCGAGGAGCGACCCUCACUUUUGGCCCUUCUCAUAAGGAUGGAAAUGCUACUGUUUGGUGUCUGGGCCCUGCUGGCCUUGAUCCUUUGUCCAGGGGUUGCAGAAGAGCUAUUUGAGGUUUCUGUUUGGCCAGAUCAGGCCCUUGUAAAGUAUGGACAGUCACUAAUGGUCAAUUGCAGCACCACCUGUCCAGACCCGGGACCCAAUGGAAUUGAGACCUUAUUAAAGAAAACCCAGGUGGGCAAAGGGCCUCAGUGGAAGGAGUUUCUUCUGGAAGAUGUGACACAGGAUUCCAUCCUGCUGUGCUUCUUCUCUUGUGCAGGAAUCCAAAAGGAUAUAAGCCUUGGCAUUACCGUGUACCAGCCACCCGAACAGGUGAUCGUGGAGCUGCAGCCUGCAUGGGUGGCCGUGGAUGAAGCCUUUACAGUGACAUGCCACGUGCCCAGUGUCACACCCCUGGAGAACCUCACCCUCACCCUUCUCCAGGAUAACCAAGAACUACAUAGAAAAAAUUUUAAGAGCUUGUCUAUGGCCUCCCAAAGAGCUGAGGUCACCAUCAGUGCCAAAGCUGAAAGGGAGGAUGACAGGUGCAAUUUCUCCUGCCGUGCAGAACUGGACCUGCGUUCACAUGGUGGGGGGCUCUUUCACAGCAACUCAGCCAUCAAGGUACUCCGAAUCUUUGAAUUCUCUCGGAGCCCCCAGAUCUGGGUCCCUUCACUUCUGGAGGUUGGGAUGGCAGAGACUGUGAGCUGUGAGGUGGCUAGGGUGUUCCCAGCCGAAGAGGUAAUGAUCCACAUGUUCCUGGGAGACCAGGAGCUCAGCCCCUUCCUCUCCUGGGAGGGAGAUGCAGUAUGGGCCAAUGCCACCGUUCGGGCCAUGGAGACUGGUGAUCAGGAGCUGUCUUGCCUUGUGUCUCUGGGUCCAGUGAAACAGAAAACAAGAGAGCCAGUACAUGUCUAUAGCUUCCCUCCACCAAUCCUGGAGAUAGAAGAAUUAUACCCAUUGGCAGGGACAGAAAUGAACGUGACUUGCUCAGGGCAUGUAUUAACAUCACCCAGCCCUACUCUUCGGCUUCAGGGAGCCCCAGCUCUUCCUGCCCCCGGGGAGCCUGCCUGGCUGUUACUUACCACCAGGGAGGAAGAUGAUGGCCGAAAUUUCUCCUGCGAGGCCUCUUUGGAGGUUCAGGGUCAGCAGUUGAGCAAAACCACUGUGAUCCAGCUCCAUGUGUUAUACAAGCCACGAUUAGAGGAAUCUGGUUGCCCUGGCAACCAGACCUGGUUGGAAGGGAUGGAGCAGAUGCUUGCCUGUGUCCCAAAGGGAAACCCAGCACCAGUCUUGAUGUGUACCUGGAAUGGAACUGUCUUUGACCUCGAAGUGCCACAAAAGGCAACCCAGAACCACUCUAGAACCUACUGCUGCACAGCCACUAACCAGCUGGGCUCUGUCAGCAAAGACAUCGCUGUCAUUGUUCAAGGACUGGAUGAAGGAGUCAGUUCCACCAUCUUCGUCGUUAUUUUUGUCGCCCUUGGAGUGGGCGUAGUCACCAUAUCACUGUAUCUGAACAAUCGGCCCUGCAAAAUAGAGAGGAGGAAGUUGCCCUAUAGGCAGAAGGAGAAGAACAAAGAGGAAGAAAGCCAGUUUGCUGUUCAACAAGCAGAAAAGUGCAAUGCACAUAACUGUUAAUUAGAAACAGCUAUUUGGUUGAAGGCACCCUCUGCUGCUGGGGUUUCCUGAGGGAGGGAAGAGGGGAUAGAGGAGAAAGGAAGAGACAUUAUCCUUUGCAUUCUGUGGUCUCAUAAAAUAGUAUUUCAGGCCCUCAUGUCCUGUGGAUCCAAUCCACCCACAAGCUCAGCUCUUCUGAGUAGGAAUUCAGUUUCAUUGAUUAGCUUGUGAGAGGGCCCUUUGCUCCUUGCUGUGUGCGUGAUCAGUCCACUCAGAUUCAGAAAAGAAGAUCCUGCCUGGGCCUCGUCAUCCCCACUCCCA
This is a messenger RNA of Hippopotamus amphibius kiboko, 2010 nucleotides long. Its product is annotated as intercellular adhesion molecule 5-like. Gene Ontology annotation, cellular component: membrane. The coding region runs from base 67 to 1710 and encodes 547 amino acids. Gene Ontology annotation, molecular function: integrin binding. Gene Ontology annotation, biological process: cell-cell adhesion. The transcript has 8 exons. The record is from RefSeq and is a predicted model, not a curated record. NCBI's taxonomy places the organism in Eukaryota, Metazoa, Chordata, Mammalia, Artiodactyla, Hippopotamidae.